Neocloeon triangulifer is the source of this 1965-nucleotide messenger RNA. It is a transcript of the gene Sh3beta, whose product is annotated as SH3 domain-binding glutamic acid-rich protein homolog. NCBI's taxonomy places the organism in Eukaryota, Metazoa, Arthropoda, Insecta, Ephemeroptera, Baetidae. Gene Ontology annotation, cellular component: cytoplasm. The record is from RefSeq and is a predicted model, not a curated record. Bases 139 to 675 code for a protein of 178 amino acids. The transcript has 5 exons.
GUCGAGGAAGACAUUGGUUUUGCCAAUCAAGGCGUAGCACCAGAAGCAGCUGACUGAAAGGAGCUUCGGAUUUCCCGGGUCGUAGUAAAAUUAACCGCAAGAGGAAUCGGCUGCAAGGGUUAGGAAACAAGCCUGAAGAUGGUCGUCAAGGUCUUCAUCUCUGGAAUAUCCGGAAACAAAGAGGUGAAAAAACGCCAGCAACGAGUGCAGAUGAUCCUCGAGAGCAAAGGCAUAAGUUACGAAGCCGUGGACAUCACAGAGCCGGGCAAGGAAGGGGACAAAGAGUUCAUGCAGAAAAACAGCAAGAACAGAGACAACGAUCGCCACCCUCUGCCACCCCAGAUUUUCAACGACGAGGAGUACUGUGGGGAUUACGAUGACUUUGAUUUGAGCAAUGAAAUCGAUGAGUUGGAAAAAUUCCUGAAAGUUCCUGUUGACCCUGCUAAAGCGGCAAAGAAGGAGGGCACAAACGGCACAGUAAAUGGAGUGGCUGGAAGCCGAGAGGCAUCAAUUGACAGAGACAUUGAGAUUCCAGUGCCCGUGAACUUUAAGACUGCCGUAGCUGAAGCAAGCGAGGAAACAAAACCUGAUCAGGCCGAUUCAACAGAAGCGCCAGCGGAAAAAGACAAGGACGAAGAAGCAGAGGAGGAGGAUGAAGGGGAGGAUGAAGAGUAAACUUCAUCAUUGUCUUUUUGCUAAAUCCCGACUUAAUUGUAAGUCAUUUUCAUUAGCCGCGUCGCCAAACGUCUUUACUGUCCUCCCGAAUUUUACGUAAUUUGCUAAUCAUCACUUCUUCACCAUUAUAUUCAUUUAUUUUAUUAUUAUCUGAUCAUUAUUGAAAAUAUAAAAACUAAUUUUUUUGAAAAGUAGGCAACAGCCUUUAUUAUUAUUUUUGCAUCACAUCUGCCUUGGCUUGCCUUUAGGUACCAAAUUGUGAAAAAAAAUGGUGUUUGAUAUGAAACUUGUAGUAUUAAUUGAAUACUAUUUGUGAAUCUAAAAUUUGAGUCAUACAAAUAUUAAAUAUUGGACCUCUCUAUCAUAUUUUAUCAAUUUCCUUUUAAUUUUUAUUUCAAUUUUCUAUUUUAAUGAGUAUAUAGGGAAGAAUAAGUUUGAAAUAACAAAUUGAUUCCCUUUGUCCUUAUUUAAAAAUGAUACGAUCCCUUGACUUGUUACUAUAGCUUUAUUUCGUUCGCUGAAAUAUGAGCUAGACUGAAUUUAAACUAAUGUGACAAAAAUUCCGUACAGCAGUUUUUAGAUGCGAUUUUUUCAAAGCAAACCGUUCUAUUUUAACCUUUAUUUUGCUUGGACCAAUUCUUAAUUGGCCUAGGUUUUAGCAAAAUCCAUGCAGUAUUUGACGCCAAAAAGAUUUUUAUUAAAAUCCAAUUAAUAAUGCAGUUUUGUAAUAAAUGCUCAUGCUGAUUGUAACAGGUCAUUGGAAAUGAUUACUUGUACCAAGUGUAAUGUACUUUGUCUCCGACAUCUCUCUGUAAAGGAAAUAUUAUUACUCUAGGUGUAAAAAAUUGCACGUUCUUGUAUUUAUACUUUGCAAUAUUAUGUCUUUUUUAAUGAAAUAACCUUCAUGUUGCCAAUCCUAAAUCUUUUUUUGCAAAUUGCUCAAGGUGCAGGCGACUAUGGAAAGCUUUUAGGGCUGUGCCUUAACACUGGGCUCUCUAAAAUAUUGCGCACAUGCUACACAAUUAUUAAAGAAUGAGGAUUUUGUUCCAAUGUGUGAAAAUUGCAAAAUGCUUUAUAUGUAAGUCUCCAAAGUACAUUUACACACAACUCUAUAAUGCUGAAUAAUGGAUUCUUUUUACAAAACGCCGGCUGGAGUAGGUGUUUGUAAUCAUGUACAAUUUUUAUUUUGUCUCAAUUUCUUUGUUUAUCAUGUCACUUGAAAUUGCAAUUUUUUUAUUUUUCAUUUGUGGAAACCUUCAUUAAAUAAAGAAUAAGUAAAUUUGAACAAGA